Messenger RNA from Stylophora pistillata, 915 nucleotides. RefSeq lists its product as uncharacterized. The record is from RefSeq and is a predicted model, not a curated record. Gene Ontology annotation, biological process: base-excision repair; base-excision repair, AP site formation via deaminated base removal. Lineage: Eukaryota; Metazoa; Cnidaria; Anthozoa; Scleractinia; Pocilloporidae. Gene Ontology annotation, molecular function: uracil DNA N-glycosylase activity.
AUGAAUGAAGGCCAAUCGCCAUUGUUGGGUAGGCUAGCCAACAAUCUGGUAACAAAGGGUGAAGACCUGAAUAACGCUAUUGAACCUAGAAUGCCAUUGCUGUUUGAGGCUUUGAGAUAUGUGAGCCCAAAUGAAGUGAGAGUGGUGAUUUUAGGCCAGGAUCCAACUCCACAAGAAGGCAAGGCUACUGGCGUGGCAUUCCACGUGUUCAAUCCUCGUUCUGUACCAGCGGUAUUAAACAUGUUUUUAGAGGUGGCCUUUGAAGGGUUUCCUGUGGACUUAGACAAAGGUGAUGUUACUUAUUGGGCAAACCAAGGCGUCCUUCUGCUUAACACGGCGUUUACAUGUCCACAUAAGCCUCCGAAAGAGGAAAAGCAGAACAAGAUUAAGUAUGAAGGACACUUUGAAAUAUGGGAGGCUUUUACCGCAUCCCUAAUUAGUUUUAUUGGGGGUCACCAAGCGAAUCCAUCUGUUUGGCUGUUGUGGGGGAAAAGGGCAAAAGGCUUCUCGCAAUUCAUAGAUAACAAGCACCAUAAAAUUGAAGGAGGGCACCCGUCACCUAUGGGCACCUCCAUUCAUGGAGAUACGUUUUUCGGUGGCAACUACUUUAAUCGGGCCAAUCAGUUUUUAAGGACCAACGGUAUUUUGCCUAUAGACUGGUCAUUAUCAUCUAGCGGGUUGAAUAGUUUGACGCUAUACCCUUCAAAUUGGCAGGAGUGGCAAAAAAUGCUUCUAAAGAAAAAGGAGGAAAUACAAUUGGUAAUAAAUUCGGGAAAAGCAUCUGUGAAUGAAAAAAACGAGCUAGAAAACGAGCUGCAUAAAAUCAACAUACAAUGGAGUCUGUUGCCAUUAGAACAAUUAAAACAGCACUACAUAAACAUGGUAGAAAAAAUAAGACAAAUUCAGUCAAACUAG